Molecule: messenger RNA, 4722 nt
Organism: Pseudomyrmex gracilis
Lineage: Eukaryota; Metazoa; Arthropoda; Insecta; Hymenoptera; Formicidae
Product: sodium- and chloride-dependent glycine transporter 1-like
Exons: 11
Coding region: 705-2846 (713 amino acids)
Biological process (GO): sodium ion transmembrane transport
Cellular component (GO): membrane
Source: RefSeq, a predicted model, not a curated record
CAGUAUCGAUCGAUCCGAGUGGAGUUGGAAACUCGACAGGUCUCAUAUCUGGGCACGCAAGAGGUGUAGGAAAGCAGAAGAGCGAGAACGGGAGCGAGCGAAGGAAAGCCGAUCUCCGCGGAGAGGCAGAGACAGAGAGAGAGAGAGAGAGAAAAAAAAAACGAGAGAGAGAGACCAGCCGGUAUAGGAGAAAGCGCCCCUAUAAGUAGGCAAUCAGAUAGGUCGGACAGCUGCCCGGGCACGGAUCCGCGCGCGGUCCGUUCAAUUCUCUCAUUCCGUCUAUGUAUUUCCGUUCGUUUGCGCGUUGGUUCCUUCCGCUCGCUUUUCUCUAUCUUUCGAGAGCUUCCGCUCUGUUCUCUCGCCGAGUGUGACCUUGAAAAAUUGUAUGACAGUGUGCGAAUCCUGACCUUGGCGAAUUUACCUUCAUCAAGAAGUUACAUAGAGAUCCGAUUUCGUCAGCUGACUCUUUACCGGCGAGUUUACGUCCUGGUAUAACGUCUGGUGAACAUACGAAUGUGUGCGUUAAUUUUAAGCAAUGAGAACACGUUUGUGUGCAGGACAAUUGAGGAGAAGUGAGUGCGUAGACUAUCGACUUUACUAAGGAGAGAGAUGAAUAUCUGCAUAUUGAAUUUCGACGGGAUUCGACAGCCAUGAGAAAACGAAGAAACGAUUGAUGUAUCACGAGCGCUUUGUAGUGUAAAAGAAUGGAAGAAGCAUCCUCGAGAAUUCGUCCUUAUUUGGACUGGGACAACGAAGACAAAUACUCCGUGGCGAAUAGCCAGGCGCCUCUUCAGGGCGGAGAUGAUCAUCCGGAGCGCGGAACGUGGACGGGAAGAUUCGAUUUUCUGUUAUCUCUUCUGGGAUACAGCGUGGGUCUCGGAAAUGUCUGGAGAUUUCCGUAUCUUUGCUACUCAAACGGCGGCGGCGCCUUUCUGAUACCGUUCACCGUGAUGCUCGUUAUCGCCGGAUUGCCGCUCAUGUUCAUGGAACUCUCCUUAGGACAAUACGCCAGUCUCGGACCGGUUGCGGCUUACAAGCAGUUUUGCCCGUUGCUUCGCGGCCUGGGAUACGGAAUGGUUCUCAUCAGCUCCGUCGUCAUGCUCUAUUACAAUUUGAUUAUCGCCUGGACGCUGUAUUACAUGUUCGCCUCGGUUUUUGGUGGUUGGGAGUUGCCCUGGGGCAAAUGCGAGAAAGAGUGGAGCACCGAGGAUUGCUUCAUGCCAGACGCUGCCGAGGCCUGCGCCUCUCAGAACGCCACUUACUUUAAAAAACGAUGUCUCAAUUCGACCCAAAUGACCGCGAUGGGAUUGGUUAUCGAUAACAUAACCAGUGCCAUCAGAAAACCGCCAGCCGAGGAGUAUUUCAACAAUCACGUUUUGGGGAUCAGUAGCGGGAUCGAGGAAACCGGAUCGAUUCGGCCGUCAAUGGCGGCUUGUCUGUUUCUGGCGUGGAUCAUCGUGUUCCUAUGUCUGAGCAAAGGCGUUCAAAGCUCGGGCAAAGUCGUGUAUUUCACCGCGCUUUUUCCUUACGUCGUACUGAUCGCUCUGUUUAUUCGGGGGAUUUUGCUUCCCGGCGCCGACGAGGGAGUGCUAUUCUACUUGACCCCCGACUGGAAAAGACUGAUGUCCGCCAAGGUGUGGGGAGACGCAGCCGUGCAGAUCUUCUUCGCUCUGAGUCCAGCCUGGGGCGGUCUGAUCACGUUGAGCUCGUACAACAAGUUCACCAACAACUGCUACAAGGAUUCUCUGAUCGUGGCGAUCAGUAACAUCGGCACUUCGUUCUUCGCCGGCCUGGUGAUCUUCUCGAUGAUCGGUUUUCUCGCUCACGAGCUCGACGUGCCCGUCGCUUCGGUGGUGGACGAAGGCGCCGGUCUGGCGUUCAUCGUUUACCCGGAGGUUGUGGCCCGUCUGCCAAUCGCGCCGAUCUGGUCGCUUCUGUUCUUCAUCAUGUUGCUGACAUUGGGACUCGAUUCGCAGUUCGCUCUCAUGGAGACCGUCACAACCGCGAUACUCGACGGGCUGCCCACGCUCAGGAACUACAAGAUCUGGGUGGUUCUGGGAGCUGCGGUGAUCGGUUACGCCGGUGGCGUUGUUUUCACCACCAAUGCCGGUAUGUACUGGCUACAGCUGAUGGACAAGUACGCGGCGAACUGGUCCGUUUUGUUGAUCGCCAUAAGCGAGUGUAUUCUCGUAGCGUGGAUAUACGGCGCGGAUCGCUUUCUGAACGACGUCGAGCAGAUGAUCGGGCCUCGCGGUCGUCUGUGGAGAUUCUUCUGGACGUGGAUGUGGAAGGUCGUAACUCCGGCCGCGCUCUUCUUCAUUCUCUGCUUCAAUUGGGUAAAGUACGAGCCGAUCAAGUACGGAGUUUACGUUUAUCCGAAGUGGGCGGACGUGUUGGGUUGGGUCAUCAGUAUGUUUCCCGUCUUGGUGAUUGUCGGAUUAGCUGUUGAUCAACUGAAGAAACAACGUCGACGAUCGGAUUAUGACGAUGAUUACGAGGACGACGAUUACGAGGACGACGAUGCCGACAGCAGCGGCUCUUGCCGACAAACCGAACGGAGAAAGAGCAAGCGCAAGAACAAAAGUUUGUGGGAACGCGUAAAAUUAUUGUUGCAACCGACGUCGGACUGGGGCCCGGCGUCCCAAAACUCAUCCUCCAGAACGCCGAAUCGCACGCCCUCGUCAGGACCUGGUGCAUAUGAUACGGUGCGUGAUAUGAUCGUUUUAGUUAACGGUGAACCGAUAAUACAACCGCCCAGCGCUGUUGCUAUUAGCCACAAACUUCCCGGACCGUCGAUUCUCAAGAAUUCUAGUAAAACCGAUCUGAUCACGUCGCAACAAGUGUGACACGACGUGCGUCUUCAAUUCAACGACGACAAUUUUUCUUAGACAACCCGCGCUAAAGAUAUCUAAAAAGAAAGAGAGAGAAAGAGAGAAAGAGAGAAAGAGAGAGGGAGAGAGAAAGAGAGAAAGGGAGAAAGCAUAUCCGAUACACACAAACUUGUCACAAAUAGAAAAAAGGAUUUCUUAUUAAAAUAUUGUCGGUAGUUGCAAUCUUUACCUGCGAUUGCCGAAUCACAUGUUACAAGAUUUAUAUACAGAGCGUUCCAAGACGAUGUCAAAAUGUAAUGAGGCUGUAAUGAGUUUUUCGCCUUCACACGCGGUUCAAGCGCGACCUAAAGGCGCAAAACAUGCGCGCGUAUGCGCCAAGUACAUUCUAGUAUUAUUUAUUAAAGAAAUUUAUAAGAAAGUCUUCAAAUAGAAGAAGUUCGUAACUUGUUUCACACUCCGAAGUGUGUUGCUCAUAUCCGUUAAAUGUGAUCGUUUUGUAAUUAUGAUUGCUGAGGAAACGAAGAAACCACACACGGGUUACAACAGCGUAACAAAUCUUCGUUCAGUUUCUCUGGAUGAUUUGUUAAAGUAACAAUAUUUUUAUUACCACACAUAUAACUCAUAUUCUUUUACAAGUUGGAUGAUUUAGCGUCGAUAUAAAAAAAAUAUUAUAAUUGUUGAAAUAUAAGAUUCCUAUAUGAGAUUAUUUUCCCACGCUCUACGAAAGGUAUGACAAAAUUUGUGAAGAAGCGAAUACAAGUAGUACCUGUUGUUAUCUAUCUUCCAAAAAACAUAGAAGCUUCGAUAGAUGUCUCGUGGACAAUUUUCAAUAUCAAUUAAUUUUAACAAAAGAGACUCUAGGAAAGAAUAGAUUGUAGAUAUCUAUUUUAAAACGUGUGUGCAAGAGAAAAACACUUAAUGAGAAGAAAAGACAGAAGGGGAAUGUAACGUGUAAGUGUUCGUAUUGUGUAACUUAUAAAAAAAAUUUGUAAGAAAAAAUUAUAUAUAUAUAUAUAUAUGUGUGUGUACAAGGUUAAAAAGAGUUAUCAGACGAAAGUUACUCAGUUUGAGAGACUGAUAUUGAGAGAAUUGACCGACAUGUUAAAAAUUAUCCCAAGUGUUACCGCGUGAAGAUCGAACUUAUCCCUCUUUGUGCAUAUGUGUGUAUAUGCGCGUGUAUUUUUAAGUCUAGAUGUUAAAACAAAAAAAAAAACAAAAAAAAACAAAAACAACCAAUUAACAGCUUUCGAUGUCAUUGAAGAAGCUCAAAGUGACCGAAGCCCAAAACAAGUUUCUGAACGGAAAGUGGUCCAGCAGCGCCAAGUAAUUGCUACAAAAAAUGUUCAUAUCUUUACGUUAAUUCUUCGUGUUGUUCUGUAUAUCUCCGAUAAAAUGGAUGAAUGGAAUCUCUGUUUUUAAUAUCGGGAAUAUAUAUAUAUAUAUAUAUAUACAUAUCGCCUUGACCCCCUAAUGGCCGUUCAUCAAGAAUAUACGUUUUCUGCCAUCAAUCAAUCUGCCGUCAAAAGUGUGUUCGACAGACGUGUUCGGUUUCUGAUGCCAGCAAAUUCGUCGUCAGACUCGCGUUUACAGAGUUUGUUACAGAGCUUUGCUCUUUCCAAUUGCACGGUAUUGAAGAAAUCGCGGUACGGAUUCUGUAACAAAUCCGUGACCUUUUCGACGACGAAAAUCUGUGUUGUCACGGGCAAAAAAUCUGUUUUCCAGCCGGCUUAUAUCGCCUUUUAAGUGAGAUAAUUGACUGUUUUUAACAAGUAAGGGAUGACAUAUGUAAAUAGUAAGCGAUAAUAAUAAUUGAGAUUGAACCGCUUACUCAUCACGAAAACAAAAAUGUUAAUUAUUUUGUUUCCUACAUAUCUAUUUUAUACGUCAUACA